Molecule: messenger RNA, 2076 nt
Organism: Cyprinodon tularosa
Lineage: Eukaryota; Metazoa; Chordata; Actinopteri; Cyprinodontiformes; Cyprinodontidae
Gene: ecsit
Product: ECSIT signaling integrator
Exons: 7
Coding region: 296-1591 (431 amino acids)
Cellular component (GO): mitochondrion
Molecular function (GO): protein binding
Source: RefSeq, a predicted model, not a curated record
CGUGUAGGACCAGGAUGUUCCGCCGGUUUUCCAACAUGGCUGCCUCCAGUGGAAGCGAGCUUUGAAGGAGACUGAAAAAUGAGAUGUUUAUGUCAUUGCUCCAGCUCUGAGUUUUAUUCUAAUGGAUAAAGGAGGAAUAUUUAUCGGAAUAUUUGAACAUAAUCGAAGCCGUUUUUUAUGACAUUUCCCACUUUGCGUGUUUUUUUCUGUUUAUAAAAGUUCCUCUCAGUGUGGCGGAUCACUGCCGAUCAGUCCGUUUCUCAUCAGGUUGAUCCCGGAUGGCUCCGCUGACAGGAUGAAGGUUUCCCGCUGCCUCCUGCUGCUGGUCGGACCGGUCCGGACCGCGGUCCAGUUCGGAGCUCCGCUUCCAGGGCCCCCCGGCCCGCAGCAGGCGGCGAGGCAUUUCCGAUGCAGCCCUGCGUCCGCGAAGAGUCGCCCCGUACCCGCGCGGUUCGUCAACCAGGACGAGAAGAAGAGGACGACGUCCCUGGCCACCCAGGAGGACUUGUUUGAGCAGGUGGCCAAAGAGGCCAAAACCAAGGCCACGUUCAACGAGGUCAUCGAGGUCUUCACCAAGAAGGACGUCAGGCGGCGCGGCCACGUGGAGUUCAUCUACACCGCCCUGAAGAAGAUGGCCGAGUUCGGGGUGGAGCGAGACCUGAGCGUUUACAACAAACUGCUGGACGUUUUCCCCAAAGAGGUCUUCGUCCCCAGAAACUUCAUCCAGCGGAUGUUCAACCACUAUCCUCGGCAGCAGGAGUGUGGGGUGCAGAUCCUGGAGCAGAUGGAGAACUACGGCAUAAUGCCGAACGUUGAGACCAAAGUCCUGCUGGUCCGGAUCUUUGGGGAGAAGAGCCACCCUAUGAGGAAGUUCCAGCGCAUCAUGUACUGGUUCCCCAAGUUCAAGCACAUCAACCCGUUCCCCGUUCCUCAGCCCCUCCCGGAGGAACCCGUGGACUUGGCCCGCUUGAGCCUGAAGCGCAUCGCCAACGACCUGGAUGCUAAAGUUACCGUCUACCAGCUGCCCUGCACAGACGUCACUGAGAGCGGCGAGGAAGUGGAGCUUCCUCAUAUAGUCGGCAUCCAGAGCGCGGCUCAGAUGGAGCUGCUAGCCAAGCAUAACCCGAACAGGCCGGUGUUUGUGGAGGGGCCCCUCCCCCUGUGGCUGAGGAAGACCUGCGUCUACUACUACGUUCUGAGGGCCGACCCCGCCCCGCCGGAGGAGAAGGUGGAGGAAGUCUACGAUCCGGAGCGGUGUCUGGACUACCCCCUACAGCUGGAUCUGGAUUUGGACCGCGACCUCGGAGACGAGGAGAACUUUGACGUGGACGACCUGGACGAAGGUCCGAUCUUCGCCAUGUGCAUGACGGGUCGGGGAGACCAGGCCACUCUGAACCAGUGGAUCUCUGGCCUCCAGCAGAACAACCCCAUCCUGGGGAAAGUUCCCACUCUGUUCCGCCUGGACGCAGGAAGCGGGGAGCUGCAGGUGGCGGCGGACGCAGAGUCGGUCCGUAGACCCCAUCCGGAGAGGGAGGACCCCGAAGCUUUAGUGGAGGAGGAGUCCGGGAGCGGGCAGCGGAUGAAACAGUGACCUCUGGAGGACGGAGCAGGAAAUAAACUCUGGAUUUAAACUGAGAAGGAUUUAAGUCGGACUUCUGGAAAAAAGUUAAUUUAACAUAAAAACCUGCAAAGUUACGCGACCAGAGGAGAACCGGGUUCUACUGCUCGGCGUUUCUCUCCUCUGACCUCAGAAGCUAUGGAGAGAAAUUAGUGCCAAUACUGGAAACAUAGAAAUAGUUAAAUAAGAAACAUUUUAAAAUAAUGUAUAAUAUGUAUGAUAAACUUCUGCCAAUAUUUUUACAGUUUAUAUUAACUGAGUGAUUUUUUUUCUGGUUUAAUUUUUUUUUUUGUGGAUGAGUUUUCCAAAUCGCAUUCUGUUCAAAUCCUGUUUUACAGUUUUUUUCUCCAUACACUCACCCAGAUGUGAGAGCGGGAAAUCUGCAAAACAGGAUUUAAAACAGUAGAAAAAUAAAAGAGUAACUAAUAAAAUAAAUAAAUAGAUAAAAUCUAAAACAA